CAGCUGCAUCUAAGAAAUGGGCAAACACAGCACUUUAACCGGUCUUCCGUACUUAUCGCCUGUCAAACAGCAGAAUAGCUUCGGAAACAUAAACUCUGGUGUUUUAACCGUCAGCCGUCUCACAAGCAGCUCCAGGCGGAAGUGACAGAAACGGUGAAAAUACCAUCUUUGUUAUUUCAUCCUGCACCCAGGCAGGGGCAAGACAUGCCAAACACUACAUGUCUGGUGAGCAGGUCGGCGCAGUGGAGUGGGUGAUGCUUCUCAUUCCUGGACACCAGAGACACAGACGGUGCUAACGGGACGCCAUGGCGCACAGCCACCAGAGAAACCUCCAUGGACACGCCCUAAACGCAGACGAGAGGACGGCCACGCCCUCACACAGGACAGCUACGCCCUCACACAGGAUGGCCACGCCCUCACACAGGAUGGCCACGCCCUCACACAGGAGUGCCACACCCUCACACAUGAGGGCCUCCUCCUCCUCACUGCGAGAUGGCCGGCCGGAGGUGGACAGCUGGGAAAUCAUCGAGGGGCUGAAGAUUGGGCAGACCAGCGUCCUGAGGCCAGACAAACACGAAGGCUUCAUGCUAAAGAGGAGAAAAUGGCCGCUCAAAGGCUGGCACAAGCGCUUCUUUGUUCUGGAUAACGGGAUCCUGAAGUACUCCAAGUCUCCUGUGGAUAUUCAGAGGGGGAAGAUGCACGGCAGCAUCGAUGUGGGACUGUCGGUGAUGUCCAUAAAGAAGAGGACGCGUCGCAUUGACCUGGACACUGAGGAGCACAUCUACCACCUGAAGAUGAAGUCUCAGGAGGUCUUUGAUGCCUGGGUGUGCAAACUGCGACAUCAUCGGCUUUACCGGCAGAAUGAAAUUGUCCGGUCUCCCCGGGACGCCACGCUCCGAGCGUUCCCCCCCCUGGCCAGCGCAGAGCCCCCCCAGCCGGCCCCCGCCUCCGCCUCAAUCACUGAGCCACAGACGCUCCGCCACGGGGCCAGCCUGCCCGGGGCGUACAGCAGCGGGCAGAGGAAAGUGGCCGCCUGGCUGCUGGAGUCGCAGGAGAUGGACAGGUGUGCUGAAGAACUCACACGCUGCCAGUCCAACCUGACCGAGCUAAACCAGCUACUGCAGAGCCUGGAGAUCAUGCAUCGGACACAGUCUGCCCCCAACUUUGCAGACAUGCAGGCUAAUUCUGUUGACAUGUCAAAGAAAGACAAGCGCAUUAACAGAAGAUGGAGAACAAAAAGUGUCAGCAAAGAUGCAAAAAUGAACCUUCAGGUUCCUAUAAGCGCCAGCCUGUCGCCACGGAGACACUCGUCCAACCCGAAUCUGUGUGUGGAGGUGGUGGACUUCCCCACCCCCAGUGCGCAUGUUGGAGAGCCAGUAGAGGGUGCUACAGACUACAUCAAGCUGCAGGACCACUUCUGUGUCAUCGCUCACAAAGUGCACUCUCUGCUCCGGUCGGCCUUCAACACGGUUGCCAUAGAGAAGGAAAAACUGUCACAGCUCCUGACCGAACAGGAGCAAGCAGGCCAGGCUGCCCACAUCUUAGCCCUCAGACGGUCUCUCUCUCAGGCUUUGAGUCAGAACGCUGAGCUUCGAGCACGGCUGAACCGAAUCCACUCUGAGUCGGGCCUGUCUGAGCAAACCAUCAUCACUGAUCAGGCCUGCGAUGAUGUCCGUGCAGGACUCCCCCUGUCCCAGCAGGUCUCUGCGAGUCGGCUCUCUGUGUCCGAGUCUGUGUCCGAAUUCUUUGAUGCCCAGGAAGUGCUUCUGUCUGCCAGUUCCUCAGACAACGAGGGGUCCGAUGACGAGUCGUACGUCAGUGACGUGAGCGAUAACAUUUCCGAGGACAACGCCAGCGUUGCUGACAACAUCUCCAGGCAGAUGGCCAAUGGCGAGCUGACUGGAGGGGCCUUCCAAAACGGACGCCGCACAGGUCUGCCCGCCCCCUCCCCCGACACCAGCAGCAUCAACCUGUGGGAUGUCCUGCGCAAGAACAUCGGGAAGGACCUGUCCAAGGUGGCCCUGCCCGUGGAGCUCAACGAGCCACUCAACACCCUGCAGCGGCUGUGCGAGGAGCUGGAGUACGCCGAGCUGCUGGACAGGGCCGCAGAGACCGCCGACGACUACGAGCGCAUGGUGAUUGUUGCAGCUUUUGCAGUCUCUGGAUAUUCGUCCACCUACUACAGAGCUGGAAGCAAGCCAUUCAACCCCCUGCUUGGGGAAACGUAUGAAUGUAUUCGAGAAGACAAGGGACUAUGCUUUUUCUCUGAGCAGGUGAGCCACCAUCCCCCCAUCUCGGCAUGUCACUGCGAGUCCAAAAAGUUCACCUUCUGGCAAGAUAUCAGGUGGAAGAACACAUUUUGGGGAAAAUCUAUGGAAAUCCUGCCUAUUGGGACGGUCCACGUCAUGCUUCCAAAGUAUGGUGACCACUACGAGUGGAACAAGGUUACUACCUGUGUGCACAAUAUUCUGAGUGGGAGGAGAUGGAUGGAGCACUAUGGGGAAAUCACCAUUAGGAACAGCAGAAACACCACCUGUAUCUGCAAACUCACCUUCGUCAAGGGGAACUAUUGGAGCUCCAACGCAAAUGAGGUCCAUGGAGUGGUGCUGGACCAGGAGGGGAGGACCGUGCACCACCUGUUUGGGAAGUGGCACGAAGGCCUGUACUGUGGCGUGCCGCCAUCCGCCAAAUGCGUCUGGAGGCCAGGCUCCAUGCCGCCUGGCUGCGAGCUGUACUACGGGUUCACAAGGUUCGCCAUCGAGCUCAAUGAGCUCUGCCCUGAAAUUAAGGACCUGCUGCCGCCUACAGACUCCCGAUUCCGGCCUGACCAGAGGUAUCUGGAGGAGGGGCAGGUGGAGCUGGCUGCCUCGGAGAAGCAGCGUAUGGAGGACCUGCAGAGAGGCAGGAGGAGGUACCUGGAAGAGAACGGCCUGAUGCACCAGCCACGGUUCUUCAGGAAAGUCAUAGACGCCCAUCAGAGAGAGAGAUGGGUCUCCAACAACACCUACUGGGAGCUCCGAAAAAACCCUGGCUUUAACAGACUGGAGAACCCCGCGCUGUGGUAG
This is a messenger RNA of Conger conger (European conger), 3065 nucleotides long. Its product is annotated as oxysterol-binding protein-related protein 6-like. Gene Ontology annotation, cellular component: plasma membrane; perinuclear endoplasmic reticulum; cytosol. The record is from RefSeq and is a predicted model, not a curated record. Lineage: Eukaryota; Metazoa; Chordata; Actinopteri; Anguilliformes; Congridae. Gene Ontology annotation, molecular function: cholesterol binding. The transcript has 23 exons. The coding region runs from base 306 to 3065 and encodes 919 amino acids.